Wasmannia auropunctata (little fire ant) is the source of this 521-nucleotide messenger RNA. RefSeq names its product odorant receptor 7a-like. Gene Ontology annotation, biological process: detection of chemical stimulus involved in sensory perception of smell; sensory perception of smell. Gene Ontology annotation, molecular function: olfactory receptor activity; odorant binding. Lineage: Eukaryota; Metazoa; Arthropoda; Insecta; Hymenoptera; Formicidae. The transcript has 4 exons. Gene Ontology annotation, cellular component: plasma membrane. Bases 63 to 521 code for a protein of 152 amino acids. The record is from RefSeq and is a predicted model, not a curated record.
UUCUCCAUAUAUGUGGCCAGUUAGAUAUUCUAAAGAAUCGUUUAACAAAUUUAAACAAACAUAUGAAUUCUCACGAAAUACUAAAGAGUUGUAUUACAAGACACAUGCAGUUGCUUAGAGCCAUUGAUAUUAUUGAAGAUACGUAUAAUGUAAUACUUCUCUUUUUAUUCAUAUAUUUUGCAAUGCUCUUCGCUUUUUAUGGUUUCCGGAUAAUUUCUCUAUUUAACGAAGGAAAUAAUAUAUCAUUCCCUCAAUUGAUGUUUUUUGCAUCUACUAUAAUUAAUUUAUUUGCACAUAUGUGCCUAUAUUGUGCUCUUGGAGAGAUUUUGGUUGCCCAGUGCAAUAGAAUAUAUUAUGCAGCGUAUAGCAAUAAUUGGUACACCAUGAAUGCGAAAGUAACUCAAAAUUUGUUACUUUUAAUGAUAAGAGGCUCUAAACCGGUCUACCUUACUGCUGGAAAAAUAUUCCCUAUAACGAUGGCAACAUUUUGUAAUGUAAGUGUUGUUGUAAUGUUUGACUAA